Aricia agestis (brown argus) is the source of this 690-nucleotide messenger RNA. RefSeq names its product CDGSH iron-sulfur domain-containing protein 2 homolog (gene Cisd2). Lineage: Eukaryota; Metazoa; Arthropoda; Insecta; Lepidoptera; Lycaenidae. The coding region runs from base 141 to 539 and encodes 132 amino acids. Gene Ontology annotation, biological process: regulation of autophagy. The transcript is spliced from 3 exons. Gene Ontology annotation, molecular function: 2 iron, 2 sulfur cluster binding. Gene Ontology annotation, cellular component: intracellular membrane-bounded organelle; mitochondrial outer membrane. The record is from RefSeq and is a predicted model, not a curated record.
ACAAAAAUUUGUAUUUUGUGACUUGGUGAAUUUGGUGUUGGUGAAUGGUGUCCUAAUUGUUUAAUUUUACACAAAGUAUUACGUGUCCCAUAAAAAACUAUUCGUUUUUAACCAGUAAUACAUAAUAUCACUCCAGCAUAAUGUAUUUCGUGUCUAAUAUCGUCAAAGUUACCAUACCUAAUUACAUGGCCAGCUUACCUAUUCCGGAUUCUUUCGGAGGAUGGUUCCGACUUGGAGUUCGAGAUUGGCUGGCCCUGCUUCCACCUACUUUGGCUAUUGGUGGUAUAUCCUAUGUAUCCUACCAGACAAUAAAGAAAGCAAGAGAAGCUGGCAAUGGUCAGGUGAACCCCUGCAUCAGGAAGGACAUUAACAAAGUGGUAGAUUUCAUUGACAUUGAAGAUAUCACUGAGAAAGCAUCCUUGUGUAGAUGCUGGAGAAGCAAAAAUUGGCCAUAUUGCGAUGGCGCCCAUGGGCCUCACAACAAAGAGACCGGAGACAACACUGGACCAGUUGUUGUCAGACACAAGCCUGCUCAAUAAGUACACAAACAUGAAACAGUCAACAAGGAAAAGGGUCACAUAAUGUUUUCAUAGAAACAUGUUUGAGAUAAAACUAUGUAUAUUGAUGUAAGACAUAAAACAAUAUAUUCUGAAGCAUGCUGUACAUAAUAUAUUUUAUUAUGUAAAAUUA